Molecule: messenger RNA, 243 nt
Organism: Cervus elaphus (red deer)
Lineage: Eukaryota; Metazoa; Chordata; Mammalia; Artiodactyla; Cervidae
Product: cytochrome c oxidase subunit NDUFA4-like
Exons: 2
Coding region: 1-243 (80 amino acids)
Source: RefSeq, a predicted model, not a curated record
AUGCUCUGCCAGAUCGUUGGUCAGGCCAAGAAGCAUCCUAGCUUGAUCCCCUUCUUCAUAUUUAUUGGAGCAGGAGGUACUGCAGCAUCACUGUAUGUCUUGCACCUGGCCUUGUUCAAUCCUGAUGUCAGUUGGGACAGGAAGAAUAAUCCAGAAACCUGGAACAGACUGGGUUCUGAUGGUCAGUACAAGUCCCACUCUGUGAAUGCGGAUUAUAGCAAACUGAAGAAGACUUCUAAAUGA